CUUGGAAACAGAACCGACAGACAGAAGUGAGUCAGUCCGGCUCCGGACUUCUCCCCACACCCGGACCCGGCUGCACGAGGCAAGGUGCAUCAUGAGCAGCAGCUACAGCGUCUCCCUGGCUGGCCCCGCCCCCUGGGGCUUCAGACUGCAAGGAGGGAAGGACUUCUGUUUGCCCCUCACCAUCUCACGGCUGACCGAAGGGGGCAAGGCGGUUAAAGCUGGGAUGAGCAUCGGAGACAUCAUCCUUUCUAUAAAUGGGAUUUCCUCAGAACGCAUGAAUCAUCUUGAGGCCCAGAACAAGAUUAAGGCUUGCACAGGCAACCUCAGCCUGACUCUACAGAGACCCUCCUCUGUCUCUAAAGAUGAAGUGCACAAGGACGAGCCACAGGAAAUCAUUAAGCCUGUGCCAAUCACUCACCCUGCUCCGAGCACCACUUUCACCAAGCCGCUAAAUCAGCCCAGUCCUGCAUACAACAAGACCGCUCGGCCGUUUGGGGGUGGUGGCAGCGGGGUCACGGCUUCUUCCUCCCCAGCUGCUCCCAAAGUUGCCUCUAUCCCCUCUGAGUCCUCCGCUUUCACCCCAGCUGCCCCCUCUCAACCACCGCAGCCUCCAUUUGCACUGAAGUCCAGCUCAGCUGCAGCAAACUCAGCCCCCAAAGUCAGCACCGCACACUCCACCUUCUCCUCCCCGUCUGCCUCCUCCACCUCGUCUAGCUCCUCCUCCCCAGCCAAAGUGACAGCCACCUCCUCCCAUCCUAAUGUCCCACAGCCCUCUGUCUAUAACACUCCCAUCAACUUGUACUCCAAUGCCAACGCCUCUGAAGUAGCUAUGGGACAGAUGCGAGGGCUUUUGGAGAGCCAGGGGCUUUCAGAGCAUGUCAAUGGGAAGCCUGUCGCAGAGCCUGAAAAUAACGCAUCCCUCAUGAGUGACGCCAGCAAGAAGCGCCUGAUUGAGGACACGGAGGACUGGCACCCCCGGACUGGCACCUCCCAGUCUCGCUCCUUCCGCAUCCUUGCCCAGAUUACUGGAACUGAGAAAGAGCAAAUGCAAGAGAACAAUGGAAAGAAUGAGGCAGUUGAUAAAAUUACUCCCGCUGUACACACAUCGCCUGCAACGAAAACCUAUUCCAAAUCUGCAGUGGCACCGAAGAACAGUAAUGUCGUCCCUGCGUCUACAUACAAGAGUCCUGCUGCCCAGAACAAGCCCUCCUUCCAGCCUGGAGCUUUAUCAGGUCCUCCUAAAGUGGGUGCAGGUCCUUCAUUUGGAAAAGUUGCCAAUCCUGCUCCAAAAGGAGCAGACCAUCCCAUUCCACGGCCUCAUCCAGAGGAUCUGAACUCCCUGGUGCAGCGUGCCGAGCACAUCCCAGCUGGUACCCGCACCCCGAUGUGCUGCAAGUGCAACAAGGUCAUCAGAGGCCCGUUCCUUGUGGCUAUGGGCAUGUCGUGGCACCCUGAGGAAUUCAACUGCGCUCGCUGCCACUCCUCCCUAGGCGAACGUGGAUUCGUGGAAGAGAAGGACCAGGUGUACUGCGUGCGUUGCUACGAGCAGUUCUUUGCUCCAACCUGUGCCAGCUGCCACCAGAAGAUUCUCGGGGAAAUCAUGAAUGCUCUAAAACAGACCUGGCAUGUGUCUUGUUUUGUCUGCGCCGCCUGCCAACAGCCAAUCAGGGGCAACACGUUUCACAUGGAGGACGGGUUGCCAUACUGUGAAAGAGAUUACUACACCAUGUUUGGGACUACCUGCCACGGCUGCGACUUCCCCAUCGAGGCGGGAGACAAGUUCCUGGAGGCUCUGGGGUUCACCUGGCAUGACACCUGUUUUGUGUGCGCGGUCUGCACCGCCAGUCUGGAAGGUCAGCCCUUCUUUUCCAAAAAGGACAAGCCUUUGUGCAAGAAACAUGCCCACUCUGUCAACAUCUGAGCUCGCCUCGGGAGUACAAAUAAAACAAGAACACCUAGGCAAUGUGCAGAAUUGAAUUAGAUGUAAAAUAUUUAGCAUGGUUAAGGAAAUGGAUUUUAAUCAAAUGUGUUG
Nematolebias whitei (Rio pearlfish) is the source of this 2032-nucleotide messenger RNA. RefSeq names its product PDZ and LIM domain 5b (gene pdlim5b). Lineage: Eukaryota; Metazoa; Chordata; Actinopteri; Cyprinodontiformes; Rivulidae. The record is from RefSeq and is a predicted model, not a curated record. Gene Ontology annotation, molecular function: muscle alpha-actinin binding; actin binding. Gene Ontology annotation, cellular component: stress fiber; adherens junction; Z disc. The transcript is spliced from 13 exons. Gene Ontology annotation, biological process: muscle structure development; actin cytoskeleton organization; heart development. The coding region runs from base 92 to 1921 and encodes 609 amino acids.